Alternaria alternata is the source of this 679-nucleotide messenger RNA. RefSeq lists its product as hypothetical. The transcript has a single exon. The record is from RefSeq and is a predicted model, not a curated record. NCBI's taxonomy places the organism in Eukaryota, Fungi, Ascomycota, Dothideomycetes, Pleosporales, Pleosporaceae. The coding region runs from base 115 to 498 and encodes 127 amino acids.
GGAGAUUUCAUGCUAUGAGCAGCGUCAUGGAAAGUGCGGUGGCUUCAGAUCUCUUCAUCGUGAUUCGCAUGAUCUUCUGAACGGUAAGAGUCUGCAAAGACGGUCUGGCCUGACAUGAAAAAACAAGAACCGCAAGGCAGUGUAGCUGUUGGUAGGGCGAACCCCGCUUGUUGGAGGUCAUUGCAACACUCGAUGACAAAGCAGUUUAAGAUCGAGAUGUCUGUUACCAUGCCAUUGUUGGUGGACCUCGCUUGUACGCUCGUUUUCCUGUUUAGGGAAUUGACAAUGGUGAAGAACAAAAAAAAAACGUCAGCUUUUCGGGUAGUGAUCGUACCGGCACGCUGGGAUGUCGCGUGGCUGUCGCUAGCCGGGAUCGCUUUCAGGCCGCCCUUUGUUAUGAUCUUGAAUGCUUGGAGCUAUCUGGAUGCCAGUACCCGAACCAGUUUAGGAGGGUACCGUUGGUGGUGGGGAUGCUUGCCAAAGAGACGGUGGGAGUAAGCGCCGAUAACGUGAGAGCGGGGUUGCUUCGGUUGGAUGUCUACGCAAAGUUAUCAACGCGAGUGGGACACCAGGUAUGUUUGACACCUUCCUCGAAGGAAGACUACCACUAGUAGACCAACGUAGCGUGCCUUAUGAUGUUGGUUUUGGUAUCACCCACAGAAUCCAGAUUGGGUACAAU